AUGCUAUCAGGACUAAAGAGCAAAAAUUUACUGACUUCUUUAAGAGUAAGCUAAAUUUCUGAAGUUAUUUGAUCUUAGUUUACUUUUGCCCGUAAUAAUUACGUAAACAUCUUUGUGAUUGUAGUUGUCUGGGUUAGCGAGGAGCGCCUUGAGAACUACUGGGAGUCGGGCUUUCCACUUUAAAGUCGAGGGAAGACGAUCUCAAGAUGGAACAUCGAAGAGUCAGGUUAGAUGUUGCUUUUUACUUUUUUCUUUUUUCUCACCCCAUUCUAAAUACAUGGCAAACUAUGUCCGAAAAAUGCGUUACAUGACAUUGUUGUUAUGCAAUACGUUGGGUGUAUUAUUGGACGUGCAGUCUAGCAUGGACUACUCGGAAGCUGUUUUUUGCAACUUGAUGACUCAAAAAAACCUUCUUAUUAAAACUUUGUCAUUUCAUACGAUUGUUCUUGGUGUUAUAGAUUUUAAACAAAAUGACUUUUUCCGGUGUGAAAUUUGUGGGAAUUGCGUGACUGAGGGCCUGAAUACUCUCAAAGCUACAUUUUGUAAGCCAAUUUUUGUUUCACUUCAAAAUUUAAUGUGUGUCUGAGUUGACUCAGGGCUAUCUCUGAAGCUCUUCUUGUAAUAGGUUGUGAAGACUCAAAAUUGAAAGUCCAAGGAACACAGUUUCACUGCAAAUAAAUGUUGAAGGCUUGAAAAAUUGAUUGAUUUUUUUUAUGUAGUUUAUUUCAGUAGUUGUUUGGUUAUGACAUGCAAGAAUACUGGACCAUUACACUUUAUGUUUUCUUUGUCUCUAGUUGUCAAGAGAAUACCCCGUGAUUGAUCACAGCUAUGAUGCCGUGGUUGUUGGAGCAGGUGGCGCUGGAUUGCGUGCAGCAUUUGGUCUUGCUCAUGAAGGUUUCAAGACAGCUUGUAUCACUAAACUGUUUCCUACAAGGUCCCAUACUGUCGCAGCACAGGUAUGUAAAAUUAAUGUGUAAGACAUUUAUUUUUUUUAGCUGAUUAACCCUUUAAGUCUCAAUAUCCACGUACAAAUUCUCCAGACUGAUCUCUAUAAAUCUCCUUAAAUAAUAAAUUGAGAGAAUUUGACAAAAGACCAAAGCAUUUACCUUUGUUGUUCAUUUGUUUAUUUCUCGUAACCUUUUCUCUUUUUUGUAUUUCAAUAUUAUUAUUAGAAAAAUUGACGUUGAUCACUCUUGCAAGGUGUUCAUUAGGCAUCGAAGAUCAGAGAAUUCCCGUUAACUGCAUAAAAUUUUCCGGCAAGUGUUCUGACUAUUUUUUAUUCAGACAUGGAGCCUCUUUCAAACUAUUCAUCUGUAACGUUACACCUUUCUCCUGCUUCUAUUUUCUUAGCGCAAACCCUGCUUUUGGGACUUAGAGGGUUGCUGAAAGCGUAAAUUUAAUUUACAGACUUAGGACUGAAAUGCUUUCAUUCCUUAAUACAUUAUAUUCUAACAUUAUUGUUUUUGUUUUGCUCCACAGGGAGGAAUUAAUGCAGCACUUGGAAACAUGGAACCAGAUAACUGGCGUUGGCACAUGUAAGUAGCUGUUACUGUGCUGUACAGGAAGUAAGUUCCAGGUUCUUGAUUAUUCAAGGCUUCAGUAAACCACUCUAGGGAUAAUGUAAGAAAAAUUUGAAUAAAAAGUGUUAACCAAGGACUGAACAUAUCAGCUGAAUAAUAGACAUCCAUUUCCUUGGCCAACUUGAUGCUAACUGAUAGGUUUUCUUGGAAUAUAAAGCAACCAUAAUUAUUACAAUUUGAAUAAAAAGUGUUAACCAAAGACUGAACAUAUCAGCUGAAUAAUAGACAUCCAUUUCCUUGGCCAACUUGAUGCUAACUGAUAGGUUUUCUUGGAAUAUAAAGCAACCAUAAUUAUUACAAUUAUUAUUUUGUCAGAAUUGGUUUGGUGGAGUGGUCUUACAUGUAACUGCAUGUAGGUGACUGUUUUGAUUUUGCUCUUUAUACUUUCCACCUGAAAACGUUUGUCUUUACUGGCUGAUUGUUAAAGGUAUGACACUGUGAAGGGCAGUGAUUGGCUUGGAGAUCAAGAUGCCAUUCAUUAUAUGACAGAGGAAGCUCCCAAGGCAGUUAUUGAGGUUUGA
Porites evermanni is the source of this 2101-nucleotide messenger RNA. The record is from the annotation of a GenBank genome assembly. Lineage: Eukaryota; Metazoa; Cnidaria; Anthozoa; Scleractinia; Poritidae.